AUGGCCAGCGCUACGACUGCAUCUAAUGCCAUGAAUGCAUUCAUGAGGCUGUCACAAGAGUACCUCACCAACCUGACUGCUUUGAACGAACAAAAAAGGCAAAAUGCAUGGCUUGCGGUCAAGUACACUCGUCUUCACACCCAACUUGAGGCAGAACAAUCUCUCAGUCGAGACCGAAGACCUUGGGUCGGUCCAGCUCGUAUAUCACAAGCUCAACUUCUGCGCAUCCUCAACAUAAAUUUGGACUUUGACCUCUCCGCUGUUGAUAAAGUCGACAUGACUGAUAUCUCAGGCUCGUCUGCCCUGGUGAACCGUCGCGAUCAAGGGAGAGCUGAGAAUUUGGUUGAGAAUGCACAAUUCAAGCAAUGGGUCGUCAGGACAAGUUCUACUGAGCUGCUUGUCCACGGACACAUGAAGCCAAGUCGAACCAGCGUCACACCUUUAUCGUUUUUCAGUGCAGCUAUGCACACGGACCUCGAUGAUCCACUGAUCGGCGGUAUCGGACUCAUCGAGAGCCUCACCACACAACUUCUUGUUCAGCAUCACUUUGAUGAUGCGGAUCUUGAUAGAGUUGCCCAAGAAUUGAACCUGCCUCUUUUAAAAAGAGGAGUUGACGACAUUGAGGAGCUUUGCCAGCUGUUCACUGUCCUUGUUCAUCGUCUACUAAGCGAUAAAACACUCUUUUGUGUCGUCGAUAGUGUGAAUGUGUAUGAAGAUGAAGAUCUGAUGCAAGACAUGUUUGUGGAGAAGGUACUGUUUGAGAUACUACAGUUGACGGGUGACCCAAGGGUCAAGACACAUAUCAAGAUUCUUUUCACGAGCCCGACAGACACGAGUACAAUCUGUAAGGCGUUCAAGGAAAAGGAUGUGCUAUCUAUGCAUGAGCCCGGUCGCUUGAGCUUGGAUAAACAUUUCAGUGACAGUCGUUUUGCGUAG
Molecule: messenger RNA, 936 nt
Organism: Fusarium verticillioides 7600
Lineage: Eukaryota; Fungi; Ascomycota; Sordariomycetes; Hypocreales; Nectriaceae
Exons: 3
Coding region: 1-936 (311 amino acids)
Source: RefSeq, a predicted model, not a curated record